Molecule: messenger RNA, 2461 nt
Organism: Ostrea edulis (European flat oyster)
Lineage: Eukaryota; Metazoa; Mollusca; Bivalvia; Ostreida; Ostreidae
Product: 3-ketodihydrosphingosine reductase-like
Exons: 10
Coding region: 1142-2218 (358 amino acids)
Biological process (GO): sphingolipid biosynthetic process
Cellular component (GO): endoplasmic reticulum membrane
Molecular function (GO): 3-dehydrosphinganine reductase activity
Source: RefSeq, a predicted model, not a curated record
CGUACUGUCAUUUAGGGGGAAAUUCUAUACUGGGACGGCUUUUCCUAGGGGCGAAAUUGGGCCCGGGUUAAUUCUUACAAGGCGGAAAUUCUAUGCCAGGCCCAUCUUUCUGGGGAGAAUGUCUACCCCGGGCCCGUUUUUUCGGGGGGAAAGUCUAUGCGGGGGGAAAUUCUAUGCUACGACACCGGUAUAUAUUUAUAAAUGUCUUAUGCUGGUUUUUUCUCUCCUUUAUAUCAUGAAUUCAUAUUUGAAUACUAUUUUAUAUUUGUUUUGUGCUGUGAUUUUUUUUCUUUUCUAUUAUGUAUUCACGUACCUGUAUUUGGUUACUAAUUUUAGAUACUAAUUUUAUGUUUUGUAUAUGUUUUAAUGCAGGACCACAAUGAAAACUAACUGUAUGCUAAUCUGUAUCAUCAUGGAUAAAUAAAGGCUAUUAUUUAUUAUUAUUAUCAUGUUGUAACAUCGAUUAUUUUUUAUUUUUAUUUUUUUGGUAUUCUGUUUCAGAGUGCUCAAGAAACAAAAGUUUAUUUGUCCAAUGUUUUGUAAUAUUACCUUUUCCUGGAGGGCGACACACAAUAAAAAAAAUUGCACUGUUUUAUUAUACAAAGGGCAGAGUAUUAUAUACUAUAGAUAUACUAUAUUUUUACAGAAAGAUAUUAAAAAUGUUAUACAUGUAUUGUUUUCGUCAAUAAUAUUUUACUAGAAAGCAGUAUAAGAAUUUCACGUAUUUCAACACAUACACACAUAGUACUAGAAUGAUGUGUAUUCUUUUAGUGGAUAAAUCUUAUACAUAUGUUUUCUUCAUUUACAUCAUCGUUCAUGAAUUAAAUACCCCCACAGAAAAGUGAACAUGCAUUGUUUAGAGUUGCAUUCUGAAAUACAAUUCACACAUACAAUGUGGUAAAUCUGACUACUGAUAUUUUUCGCUUUUUUUUUUCUUUAGAGUGUGAAAAAUCGUAUUUAGUUUUUUUUGUUUUCAUUUUCAGAAUCAGAAAUUUAUUAUCUUUUUAAAUUCACUAAGGGGUGGGAUACAGAGUUUAUAUAAAAAAAAUCUUUUUUGUGUCUAUAAUAUUACUUAUACCCCAUGCAAUUACAUCAAUACAAAUAAAACGCCCAACCUACUCUUGUAAAAAUUUUAUCGGUAAUGCUAUCAAUAUACUAUUACUCAAUUUUACAGAAAGACAAUGUUGUAAUAAAGCUCACCUUCAGUCUUGGUAACCGGAAGGACAAGAACAGCAGGUCUGCCGUCCAAACGAGGACGUCAGCUAAAGAGGCAAUCGCAUGUCAUCUUGCGCUACAUGCUGUCACACAAGUUGGGACAAAUCCGAAACAUAUUAUAACUGGUGGUUCGAGUGGGAUUGGAAAAGCUCUUGCAAUAGAGGCAGUCAAACAGGGAGCUAAUGUCACCAUUAUUGCCAGAAAUGAGAAAAAAUUAGAGGAUGCCAAAAAAGAAAUAGAGAGUCAUAUUAAAGACAGAGCUAUUCAGAGAGUGUUUACAACGUCUGUGGAUAUUACUAAAGAUGCAGAUAUAGUAAAGGAAGCAGUAAAUAAGGCAGAAAAGGAGUUGGGACCUAUUACAAUUCUGAUCAAUAAUGCAGGCAGUGCAGUUGCUGGGAGAUUUGAAGAAACAUCCUCUCAGCAAUUUCAGCGCAUGAUAGAGUUGAAUUUCCUGGGAAGUGUAAAUGUCACUAAGGCAGCCAUAAAAGGCAUGAAAGAAAACAAUGGAGGAAGGAUAGUGUUUAUUUCAUCUCAGGCAGGCCAGGUGGGCGUAUUUGGAUACACUGCCUAUUCAGCGUCAAAGUUUGCUCUGAGGGGAUUUGCCGAGUCUCUUCAGAUGGAGGUGAAGCCAUACAAUAUUUAUGUCACCAUGGCAUUCCCACCUGACACGGAUACACCUGGUCUCGCAGAAGAAAACAAGUCAAAGCCCAGAGAAACUAUACUUAUAUCGGACACUGUUGGUCUGUUCUCCCCCAGUGAUGUGGCAAAAUCAGUAUUCACAGACGCCAUGAAUGGAAAAUUUCUGAGCUAUGUUGGUAUGGAUGGCUGGUUACUGUGCACCUUAUCCAGUGGAAUGUCUCCUGCAACUUCUGUUGUAGAUUUACUUCAACAGAUAUUUACCAUGGGGAUCUGCCGCUUCGUUUGUCAGUUCUACCUGUUUCAUUUUGAUCGCAUUAUAGGAAAGUGUAAAAGAGAGAAAGAUUCAAAGAUGAAGUCAUCGUAGUACAACUUUCUGCUUAUUAAACAGCAUAAAACAAUAGAUAUGUGUAUGUGUGCUAGACCCUACUAAAUGUGAUGAAAACCUCAUAUGUAUAUUUACAUAAAUGUUCACUUAUAGUAAUUUAUACAUAUUCAUUUAAUUACAUGUUAAUUUAUAUGUACGUGUAUAUUUUUACCAGUUAGUAAGACUUUUUUUUAUAUAUUUGUAAGCUUUUUUUUAUCAAAAUAAAAUGUGUCAACACAGUAA